CCAAAUGAAUAAUCCUACACAUCACAACUUUGUUUCCUUAAUCUCAAUUCUUCAAAGCAAUUAGAAAAAUAAUUAGACAAAAGACUAUGGAGAAGUUAGCUCACGUGGUUGCUUUCUUGCUUCUUGCAUCUCUCUUUCAACCUCUCAUGUCUCAGUCCGAUGGUUGCCCAGGAGUGAAAAAGGACACGUGGCCAGAACUUCUUGGAGUACCAGCCAAGUUAGCAAGGGAAACAAUUCAAAAGGAAGAACCAACACUAACUAAUGUUCAAACUGUACUGAAUGGGAGAUUUGUGACACAAGAUUUUAGAUGUGAUCGAGUUCGUCUUUGGGUUAAUGUGUUGGACUUUGUUGUACAAACUCCUCGGGUUGGUUAAGGAAAAAAAUAUUUACCCACAUCGAAUGUUUAAGUAAAUCUACUAGCUAACCCCAAGAAAAUAAAUUGGAGCCGUAUGGUUAAUGUAUUCUAUUAUUUGAAGAUAAUAAAUAAGUGUGGCUUUUAUAUGUUACUGUUA
Molecule: messenger RNA, 512 nt
Organism: Nicotiana tabacum (common tobacco)
Lineage: Eukaryota; Viridiplantae; Streptophyta; Magnoliopsida; Solanales; Solanaceae
Product: trypsin inhibitor 1
Biological process (GO): response to wounding
Molecular function (GO): serine-type endopeptidase inhibitor activity
Source: RefSeq, a predicted model, not a curated record